Messenger RNA from Trichechus manatus latirostris (Florida manatee), 1925 nucleotides. RefSeq names its product leucine rich repeat containing 43 (gene LRRC43). Lineage: Eukaryota; Metazoa; Chordata; Mammalia; Sirenia; Trichechidae. Bases 1 to 1884 code for a protein of 627 amino acids. Gene Ontology annotation, molecular function: protein binding. The record is from RefSeq and is a predicted model, not a curated record. The transcript is spliced from 12 exons.
AUGCAGGCGCACCCGGGGACCGUGAGCGCAGCGGUCCGGGAGCACCUGCGGCGGUUGUGUCUGAAGGAGUUCCCGUGCGGCACGGGCAGCUGGAAUAAGUCUCGCUUCCUCCCUCAAACUUGGCGAACAUGGCGGGAGCUGGUCCCCAGAGAGGAAGAGACAGUGAGCGCGGGGGAGGAGACGGUGGAGGCCCUGCUGGGCCUGGUCCGCAGCCCCCACUCGCCCUGGGCUCUGCCGAGUGACUCCAGCGCGGAAGACCGCUUCCUCAGAGAGCUGGCCAUUCAGAAUCCACUGAUGCUCAGCGAUGUCUUCUUCUGUUCCUACUUCCGGUCCCUGCGUGUGGUGAAUAAAGGGGUGAGCCUAGUGGACAAAGGCCUCCUGAAAUUUCCGAAGCUUGAAGAGUUGGUAUUGAGUGCCAACCGAAUCAAGGAGGUCAAAGCCAGCAAUCUGCCCCCAACUCUCAAGGUGCUGGAGCUGUACGGCAACGAGAUCACCAGCGUGGAGUGUCUGUGCGCCUGCCCACCCCCAGGCCUCCAGCACUUGGGUUUAGGCCACAACAAACUCCUCGGCCCCCUGGAAAGCCUAUAUGUCACCGCUGAUCACUGGCCCAACCUCGUCUCCCUGGACCUGGGCUUCAACGACCUGACAGACCUGCAGAGCAUGGUGGACAGCCUGCAUACCCUCCGGCAGCUGCGGCUGCUGGUGCUACAGGGGAACCCGCUGGCCCUGGUGCCCUACUACCGAGGCCUCACCGUCGACACCCUGUCUCGACUCUGCGUGCUUGAUGACAUCACCGUGUCUCCCAACGAGAAGCAUCAGUUCCGGGGGCUCAGCGUCAACGGGGAUCUCUUGGCCCACGAGGCACAGCUUGUGGUGACUAUCGGGAACAUCAGAGGAGUCCUGGACUCCUCUGUCUUGGACCCGGAACCAGGGCCGGAAGGACCUUUUAUUGCGUACAGCUAUUACGUGACCUACGACUUUGUGGAAGAUGAAGAAGGUGAAGGAAGUGAAUACGCUGGGGUGCUGGCGGAGAUCGUCAAGCCCUCGUCCAGCCCAGAGAUCGUGCCCGAGGAGUCUCCGGAGGAGGACGUUGAAGAGGCCGAGGAGUCUGUGGAGUCCGGCGGGAUGACCGAGUCCGGGGAGCUGGAGGGGUCCGUCUCAGUAAGAGGCUCGGCCGUCCUGCAGACGUCCAUCGACUCAGCGGAGGAGCUGGCGAAGCUGCGGCCUCGCAUUGAUCCCCGGCUGUGCCCGUCCCCAGGGACGGUUCUCUUCAGCACAGCCCGCAAGCCCUGGAGCGACGUCAUUCCCUGCAACUACGAGAUGCAGCACACGCUGCGGGACCUGGUGCCGCUCAAGGCCUUCCUGCUGGCGGGGACCACGGUGACCAUUGUACAGGAGAAGAUUCUCUCUUGGCCGCUGGUCGCACCUCCCUCGGAGAGUCCCUUGACAACCAAGAAAGGAAAGCUGGAGAAAGACAAGAAGCGCAGAGACGACAAGAAGCGCAAAGGGGAAAAAGAAGCUAGUAAGGAACAGAAGGGGCCCAAGAAGAAGAAGGAGCUCCCUAAGGAACUCCGCCAAGACCCGCCCAUCCUGACGGUGCUGGGCAGAGGCAUGGUGGCCCUGGAGUCCCUGCUGGCCGGGGAGUCACUAAUGUCCACCGUGUGCAACUUUGGGGUGGUCCGCACCGUGGAGUCAGACAGGCUGACCUUUGCCAGGGAGUCAAAGAAGAACAAGAGUAAGAAAGCAGCGAAAAGAGACGCUAAGAAAACCGACGUCCUGCUGAGCGAAGGCGACCACCAGCCCGAUCCGCUCACGGUGGAGGUGCAGAUCCAGCUGAACCAGUGCCGCACGGCCGAGGAGGCGCUCCAGGCCUUCUCCGUUUAGGACGAGUCUUUAAAGGCUGUUCCUACAGCGGGACCUCGGUG